Molecule: messenger RNA, 1351 nt
Organism: Helicoverpa armigera (cotton bollworm)
Lineage: Eukaryota; Metazoa; Arthropoda; Insecta; Lepidoptera; Noctuidae
Exons: 2
Coding region: 178-1158 (326 amino acids)
Source: RefSeq, a predicted model, not a curated record
UUACAACGACGCGCGCCAGUCGCCGACCCGCCAUCACGCCGCGCGCAUGCGCGUCCCCUGUCAAAAACAAAACCGGUUCCGUAUUAUUAACAACAUAGAGUAAAAUUCUUUUGAAGAAAGUCUGUGUUUAGUGAUUCAUUUUUGAUGUUUAUUUGAGGAAUAUUGGAGUUUUUCAAAAUGAAUAUUAUCUGGUGUUUCGCGGUAAUGGCCGUGGCAUGGCGGACUGCCAGCGGUCACGGCAGACUCAUCGAGCCUCCAUCCCGCGCCUCCGCCUGGCGCUUCGGCUUCGACACCCCUCACAACUACAACGACCACGAGCUGUACUGCGGCGGCUUCUCCAGGCAGUGGAACAAGAACGACGGCAAGUGUGGCGUCUGCGGCGACGCCUGGGACGCCCCAGUCCCCAGGGCACACGAACUCGGAGGCCGUUUCGGCAAAGGUGUCAUCGUCCGCAAAUACGCCCCACAAGACUCCAUAGUCAUCAAGGUUGAACUAACCGCCAACCACAACGGCUUCUUCGAGUUCAGAGUCUGCGAAGAACCAAAGGCAACAACCCAAGACUGCUUAGACAAAUACGUACUAAAACUCGACGGGAAAGAUGGAACCAAAUUCUAUCCUAAAGAUGGAAAUAAAGUGUACGAGAUGAAAUAUAAACUGCCCGAAGGACUAGAAUGUUCCCAUUGCGUGAUGCAAUGGAGAUAUAUCGCUGGCAACAAUUGGGGUUCCUGUGGGAACGGGACCGAGGCAGUCGGAUGUGGGCCACAAGAGGAAUUUAGAGCGUGUGCAGACAUAGCUAUAGGAGAACGCUUUGCUACUACAACCAGACGUCCCAGACCUACAUACGUGCCUCCAGGCAGGAGACCAACUGUGCCGACUCCAGAGGAAUCAUCUGGAAGCUCAUGGUACGGCUUCGUGGUCGCUAUCGUCACGUUGCUCGUUGCUAUCGGCGUUCUAGCAGGCAUUUACCUGUACUACUACAGAGGUGGCAUGAGGAUUAAGAACCUUCUGAAGUCAAAAGUGCCGCCGCCUGCACCCGUUCCUCCUCCAAGACAUAAGAGGGCAUCUCUAUCGAGAGAACAACCACCAGAAUUAACACCACAGAAAGUAGGGAUGUUCCCUGAGUCAGGAUUUGAAACUGUGGACUUAAGAGCUAAGUGAUAGAAGAUCAGAGGCUAUAGAUUAAGCUGAACUACCUAAGCUGCCUUUACCUAGUGAUAUUAAGUCGUGUGACUGAAUUGCGUAGAGAUUCAACUGUAAGUCAGUUGUUAGGUCAUUAAAUUAAUUUUAAUUUAGGCUAAUUUUACUUUUGUAAAUUAUAGUUAUUUAUGUUAAAUUAAAUGUUAUGAUUGAA